AUGGAGGCGCCGGGGCAGCAGCGCCGCGCUCUCUACAAGGGGCCCGCAGCCCCGCCCUGGAAGGAGACCUACCGCCGGCGCUGUGUGGAGAGACUUAAAAACAGUCGUGCCAAGCUGCUGGAUCGAUAUCGCCAGGCUGGGGAGAAUGUGCAUUGCAAUGCCAGGGGUGCUCUGGUGCAGGAAGUGAUGGAGGAGGAGUGGCAGGCCUUGCAGGCGCUGUCUCAGGUGUGGGAGGACCCUGAUGAACAAGCAGUACUGGAGGAAAUCCAGCAAGAGUUGAUUUUGCAAGAGCAGUUGACCAUACAAGAGUAUGAACGGAGUCUACAGUUUGACCAGGAGUGCUUCAAUGCAAUCCUUGACGGCUUGGACACAGGCAGCAAGAUUACCUGUCCAGUGUGUAAAAGGAAUCAUCUGACUGUGACAAGUCACUUGGUUUUAUGCCAGUGUGGAUUAUACAUCAGCACACAGGGUAUGACAGAACAGAAGCUCCGGUCACUUCUAGAAGACAGUGUAACAGAACAUGGUCAUCAGUGUCUUCACAAUCCUGAGUUCUCCAUCACUAGUGGAAUGGACGGAGAAGCCAAUCUUUUCAUGAGCUGUCCGGUCUGUGACUCUUGGACAGUCCUCCUAUAACUACAGCGCUGCUGGGAUUUCUGUAUGGAAAGAAUGCACUAGUAGGAUUCUUCCUUCAGCCUCUAAGCAACUCAGAUGGCAUCCUGUACAUGCUUUUUAUAUUUAAUUGUAAUGGUUUUGUACUUUAAUACUGGGUAUCAAGCAAUAUUGACUUAAACUGCACUUUGAUAGCUAAAUAAAUAUUUCAGAUAAGCAGCUGUUUGUAA
This is a messenger RNA of Pelodiscus sinensis (Chinese soft-shelled turtle), 839 nucleotides long. It is a transcript of the gene RPAIN, whose product is annotated as RPA interacting protein. Gene Ontology annotation, biological process: protein import into nucleus. Gene Ontology annotation, cellular component: nucleus; PML body. The record is from RefSeq and is a predicted model, not a curated record. NCBI's taxonomy places the organism in Eukaryota, Metazoa, Chordata, Testudines, Trionychidae.